CAGAGAAAACAAUGAGCUCAACACAGAAGGACCAACAUGGAGCGAGAAGUCAGCGCUCUCAGGAGGCCGACAAACCUCACAGAAGAAAGAGAGAGAAAACAUACAGCUGUGACGAGUGUGGGAAGGGUUUUACUGGGAAGUAUGAACUAAAACAGCAUCAGGUCAUCCACACUGGAGAGAGACCGUUCAGCUGUGACUUGUGUGGAAAGACUUUUUCCAGGAAGGAUUCUCUAAAAACACACCAACUCAUCCACAGUGGAGUUAAAGCGUACAGCUGUGAUCAGUGUGGCAGAGCUUUUACUCACAGUAGCUACUUACAGAGGCAUCUAGUUACCCACUCUGGAAUUAAGGCAUACAGCUGUGACAUUUGUGGAAAAACUUUUAGGCUGAUAGGGAGCCGAAAUAUACACCUAAGCAUUCACACCAGACAUGAUGUGUACAGCUGUGACGAGUGUGGGAAGGAGUUUACUGAGAAGGCUAAUCUAAAACGUCAUCAGCUCAUCCACACUGGAGAGAGACUGUUCAGCUGUGACUUGUGUGGAAAGUCUUUUUCCUUGAAUGGUCACCUAAAACAACACCAACUCAUCCACAGUGGAGUUAAAGCGUACAGCUGUGAUCAGUGUGGCAGAGCUUUUACUCACAGUGGUAGCUUACAGAAGCAUCUAGUUACCCACUCUGGAAUUAAGGCAUACAGCUGUGACAUUUGUGGAAGAACUUUCAGCCUGAUAGGGAGCCGAAAUAUACACCUACGCAUUCACACCAGACAUGAUGUGUACUGCUGUGAACAGUGUAGCAAAGAGUUUACAACAGACGCAAAGUUACAACGACACAUGUUUACCCACACUGAGGGACGACCUUAUAAAUGUGACCUGUGUGAGAAGACUUUUAAAGCUCCACAUUACCUGAGACGACACCAACAGAUCCACACCAGAAAGAGACUCUACAAGUGCAGUUACUGUGAGAAGCAGAGCGACACAGAUGGAUCCAGUUCUCAACCCUGUCAUCACUGUGGUGGUGGGAAAGACUUUCGUUGUGACCUCUGUGGAAAAACUUUCAGUUGGCAAGCCGCCCUAAAAAGACAUCAACGUAGACACACUGGAGACAAACUGAAAUACUGCAAAGAAUGUGGGAGAAGCUUCACCACAUCACGUGACUUAAAACAACAUGAACUGAUUCACAGUGGGGUUAAAAAGCACCUCUGUGAUCAGUGUGGGUCAUCCUUCACCUCUGCAACAUGCGCUCCGAUCUCCGCUGACUCAUCAGAAAUCUGCUGCGUCACCCCCCUGAACUUUUCCUCCCCCAGGAACCGCCCCUCCUUUUUUCCCACCGGACGCAAUUAGUCACACAUAUGGAAUCGAUUAGACACUUCGGGAGUACUUCCGGUAAGGUCAAAAUGUCAAGGCUAGGGCCAUCAAUCAAAUUGAUGACACAUGUUGUAGGGUUAUGUUUUUUUAUUCUAUAAGGAUGUUAUGUGUUUGUAGACUUUCUGCCCAGUUUGACCCAUUUAGCAGAAGUCAG
Molecule: messenger RNA, 1518 nt
Organism: Oreochromis niloticus (Nile tilapia)
Lineage: Eukaryota; Metazoa; Chordata; Actinopteri; Cichliformes; Cichlidae
Product: zinc finger protein 347
Exons: 4
Coding region: 12-1340 (442 amino acids)
Source: RefSeq, a predicted model, not a curated record